UCCGCUUGUUGCCAUUGGAAAAAUAAAGUGUGGCGAUUGAAAGAUCGAGUUUGGUCUUUUUUCAAUUUCGUUAUUUAUUUCAUCUAUUUUUUGCUUAUAGCUUUCUAGUUCUGUUGGGUUUUGUAUAACCUCUUUUAAUUUUAUUUUUCUCGCUAUGUCUGUGUCGUUUGUUGAGUCAGACUUUUGUAUUAGCGAGAUGUUGUAUUGCGGUAGAUACGCUUCUACUCGCGUUUCAUAUGAUGCCUUGAGUGAUUUUAUUAUAGCGUUUUCCGUCGCUAUUUUACAGCUAUUCCUAAACGUUAUUCUACCCGUUCUUUCAAUCUUUUCCUUUAUUUGUCCGUGGUCUUUACAGUGUAUAGUGAUUACUUGGCUUCUCGGUGUCGAGUAUAGCCACGAAUGUGAGUUAUCUAAUGCUAUCCAAAGACUAUUAUUCGAUAUAGUAUUUUUUAUUUUACAGUCUCUAUUGUUUUCUUUGAUUUCCGCGUAUAUUUUUACUUCGCAUAUGGAGUCUGCAUUUAUUCUAUACCGGAUGGUUUUGCGUACAUAAGUAUUCGCGAUUUAUUUUUACGCAUUUCUGUAGGUCGCUAUUCGCUAGUAUUAUGUACGUACGCUGUACUGUAUCUAUCGCUACGAGAGGAUGGUUUACUUCUAUAAAUGAGAAGAUGUUAGGUUUGUUAUUUCCAGCUGCACUGGUACUGCACUAGUUCUGAACUAGAACUGGCAAACAUGGCAGAAAUUUCAUGAGUGCAAGAACUCGGAUAGGAGUGGAAAGAACGUUAUAGUGCAAGAAUCAAUAUGGAGCAAUACGUGGUUUUUGACGCUUCCUCAGAUGAAGAAGAUUUUAUUCUUCCUCCAGCACCAUUAUAUGAACAACCUGUCAGGGACGAAGAAAAUGAUAUUUAUGACGAGUUACAAAUACUACAUCCAGUUUUUGGACGACUUCAAAGGAUACAGCAUGUAAAAAUAUUGAAUUAUGUAAAAAAUAUUGUUAACAAUUAUGACAAUAUUGAUUUUAUUAUGCACUUUCGUUUGUCAAGGGAAAAAACAUACGAAUUAAUAAAUAAAUUUAGAAUAUCUGAAAUAUUUAUUUCUUUGCAAGAUGAUGCUGGGCGAUCUAAUAUAACAGCAGAGAAACAUAUAUUGUGUUUCCUAUGGUUCGUAGGUCAUGAAAGUGCUUCUUAUCGCGAUGUAGCUGACCGAUUUGGAAUAACAAUAAGUACUUUGUACCACAUAAUAAUUAGAGUAACAGAUUUUAUAAUGUUACUAGCACCAAAUGUUAUUAAAUACCCAACUUUAGCAGAAAAAGAAGAAACUGCAACAUUUUAUAGAGAAAGAAAAGGAUUUCCUGGUAUAAUCGGUGCUAUUGAUGGUUCGCAUAUUAGAAUUGAUAAACCAAUAGAAGAUCCAGAAUCAUACGUCAACCGAAAACAAUAUUUUUCUUUGCAUAUUCAAGGAACAGUGAAUCAUAAAAUGCAGUUUAUUGAUGUUUUCAUAGGAUAUCCUGGUUCUGUUCACGAUGCACGAGUUUUUAAGAAUUCACCAUUGCGUAACAAUCUACGUGAAUUGUGUGCAGAUAACUAUAUUUUGCUUGGAGAUAGCGCAUAUCCAUGUUUGAAAGAAUUAAUUGUACCGUACAGAGACAAUGGACAUUUGUCACGUGCACAAAGAAUUUUUAAUCAAAAACUAAGUUCCUGUAGGGUAAUUAUUGAAAAUGCUUUUGGAUGUCUAAAACAACGUUUUCGACAACUAUAUCAUUUUAAAUUACGUGAUAUAGUACGCAUGGUACGUGUAAUACAUGCGUGUUGCGUACUUCAUAAUAUGACAAGUUUAGAAGAUUUACAAUAUCUUGAAGAACCUAUAAAUGAUCAGUAUCCUGAUAUGGGAGCACAAAACUUAUAUAUUAAUAUUGAUGAAACAGUACGAGACCAUGAUACUGGAGUACAUAUCCGAAAUGAAUUAUGUCAUUUAUUAUCAAUAAAUAAUAAUGAAUAAAAUUAAAGAAAAGCAAU
Molecule: messenger RNA, 2009 nt
Organism: Monomorium pharaonis (pharaoh ant)
Lineage: Eukaryota; Metazoa; Arthropoda; Insecta; Hymenoptera; Formicidae
Product: putative nuclease HARBI1
Source: RefSeq, a predicted model, not a curated record